Messenger RNA from Fusarium graminearum PH-1, 3450 nucleotides. RefSeq names its product glycine dehydrogenase. The coding region runs from base 6 to 3170 and encodes 1054 amino acids. The transcript has a single exon. Lineage: Eukaryota; Fungi; Ascomycota; Sordariomycetes; Hypocreales; Nectriaceae. The record is from RefSeq and is a predicted model, not a curated record. Gene Ontology annotation, cellular component: glycine cleavage complex; mitochondrion. Gene Ontology annotation, molecular function: glycine dehydrogenase (decarboxylating) activity; pyridoxal phosphate binding; glycine binding. Gene Ontology annotation, biological process: glycine decarboxylation via glycine cleavage system.
UCAUCAUGAUGUCUGCUACUCGUAUCGGACAACGGCUCGCCCGUCAGUCUCGUCGCUCCCCCAUCACCCUUCAACCUCGCCUCACACAAACAAUUCGUCUCAAUGCCGUCUCAUCAAGGGCAUUCUCAGUCACAGCCACCACCCAGGCUCCUCGCUUCGUCGAGUCCCAGAGCAGUACCAAACUGCAUGAGCAUGAGCUCUUCUCAAGGAGGCACAUCGGCAGCGAGUCGAGCGAGCAAACAGAAAUGCUCAAGAUGCUCGACCCUCCCGUGAGCUCCAUGGAGGAGUUCCUCGAACAGACUAUCCCCCCGCAGGUCAGGAGGAAGCAAAAGGGUCUUAACCUCGUUGAGCAGUGGUACGAGGGCGGCGCCGAAACCGCUGUCCCUGUUAAUGGUCGCACCGAGCACUACAUCCAGAAGGAGAUGCGCAAGCUCGCAAAGAACAACAAGGUUUACGAGUCUUUCAUCGGUGCUGGUUACUACGGAACUCUUGUUCCUGCUGUUAUCCAGCGCAAUGUUCUCGAGAACCCUGCUUGGUAUACCAGCUACACUCCCUACCAGGCUGAGAUCAGCCAGGGUCGCCUUCAGUCCCUCCUCAACUUCCAGACUCUCAUCACCGAUUUGACCGGUCUUGACAUUGCCAAUGCCUCUGUUCUCGACGAGGCUACCGCCGCUGCCGAGGCCAUGACCAUGUCAAUGGCCAACGCCCCCAAGGGCAAGGGCCAAAAGACCUUUGUCGUCUCAGAGAACUGCCACCCACAGACCAUCUCCGUCCUGCAGUCCCGAGCUGAGGGCUUCAACAUCAAGCUCGUCAUUGGUGAUGUUCUUGCUGAUAACUCUAAGCUCGUCCGCGAAGUCGAGGGUGACCUCAUUGGCACUCUGAUCCAGUACCCCGAUACCCACGGUGGUGUCCACGACUACCAGGCCCUCGCCGAUAUCGUCCACGAGAAGAAGGCUCUCCUCAGCGCAUCUACCGAUCUGCUCGCUCUUACCAUGCUCAAGCCCCCUGGAGACUUUGGCGCUGACAUUGCCAUUGGUAACUCUCAGCGAUUCGGUGUUCCUCUGGGCUACGGUGGUCCCCACGCUGCCUUCUUUGCCACAUCUGAGAAGUACAAGCGCAAGAUCCCCGGUCGUCUCGUUGGUGUUUCCAAGGAUCGUCUCGGAAAGCCUGCUCUUCGUCUUGCUCUCCAGACUCGUGAGCAGCACAUUCGACGUGAAAAGGCUACCAGCAACAUCUGCACUGCCCAGGCUCUUCUCGCCAACAUGUCUGCUUUCUACGCUGUCUAUCACGGUCCCAAGGGUCUCAAGACUAUCGCUGAGGAUAUCUGGAGCAAGACCCGUCUCGCUCAGAGCCUCAUCCUUGAGAAGGGCGAGUUCAAGCUCCACACUGAGGGUCUCCGCGAGGAUGGCUCUGUUCUUUUCGACACUGUCACUCUCAAGGGCUCUCCUGAGGCUAUUGCCAAGGUCCACGAGAAGGCUGAUUCUCAGAGCAUCAACCUCCGCCGCGUCGCCGAUGACAAGGUUGGCUUCUCUCUCCACGAGGGUGUCACCCUUGAGAGCCUCGGCAACCUUGUCAAGAUCUUUGGCGUUUCCGAGUCUGACUUUAACGCCGCUCUCGAGUCAGACAAGGCCAAGUUCCUCAACGAUGAGAUCCCCGCUUCUCUCCAGCGAAAAUCUGCCUAUCUCGAGCAGCCUGUCUUCAACCAGUACCACACCGAGACCGAGCUUCUUCGAUACAUCUACCACCUCCAGUCUAAGGAUGUCUCUCUCGUACACUCCAUGAUCCCUCUGGGCUCUUGCACCAUGAAGCUCAACGCCACCACCGAGAUGCUCCCCGUUUCCGACCCCGGUAUCAACAACAUCCACCCCUUCGCCCCUGUCGAGCAGGCUUCCGGUUACCAGGCCCUUAUCAGCUCCCUCGCCAAGAACUUGUCCGAGAUCACUGGUAUGGACGCUACAACUCUGCAGCCCAACUCUGGUGCUCAGGGUGAGUUUGCCGGUCUUCGCUGCAUAAAGGCCUACCACGAGGCUCGCUCUGGCGAGAAGCGAAAGGUUUGCCUGAUCCCCGUUUCUGCCCACGGUACCAACCCUGCCUCGGCCGCUAUGGCUGGCAUGAAGGUCGUCACCGUCAAGUGUGACGGCAAGACUGGUAACCUGGACAUUGAGGAUCUCAAGGCCAAGUGUGUCAAGCACGCUGAUGAGCUCGCUGCUAUCAUGGUUACCUACCCCUCCACCUUUGGUGUCUUUGAGCCCGAGAUUAAGCAAGUCUGCGAUCUUGUUCACGAGCACGGUGGUCUCGUCUACAUGGACGGUGCCAACAUGAACGCCCAGAUCGGUCUUUGCUCUCCUGGUGAUAUCGGCGCUGAUGUCUGCCAUCUUAACCUCCACAAGACCUUCUGUAUUCCCCACGGUGGUGGUGGCCCUGGUGUCGGUCCUAUUGCCGUCAAGAAGCACCUCGCUCCUUACCUGCCUGGUCACCCUGAGAUCGACCCUCAGCGCAUUGGUGCCGAGCGUGAUAGCACCGCUGUUGCUCCCAUCAGUGCCGCUCCUUGGGGUAGCGCUUCCAUUCUUCCCAUCAGCCACACUUAUAUCCUCAUGAUGGGUGGUGAUGGUCUUACCAAGCAAACUGGUACCGCUCUCCUCAACGCCAACUACAUCAUGUCCCGCCUCCUCCCCCACUACAAGGUCGUCUACACCAACGCCCAGGGCCGAUGCGCUCACGAGUUCAUCCUGGACGUCCGACCCUUCAAGGACACAGCCGGUGUUGAGGUUGCCGACAUUGCCAAACGAUUGGCCGAUUACGGUUUCCACUCUCCUACCAUGAGUUUCCCCGUCUCAGGAACCCUCAUGAUCGAGCCCACCGAGUCUGAAUCUCGAGCUGAGCUUGACCGCUUCUGCGACGCCCUCAUCCAGAUCCGCAAGGAGAUCGCCGACAUCGAGUCUGGCAAGGUUCCCCGCAAGAACAACAUCCUCACCAACGCCCCUCAUCCCCAAGAAGACCUCCUCUCCUCCGAGUGGGACCGCCCCUACACCCGUGAGGAGGCAGCCUACCCUCUCCCCUGGCUCCGGGAGAAGAAGAUGUGGCCCUCUGUCGGCCGAGUGGAUGAUGCUUACGGUGACACCAACCUGUUCUGCACAUGCCCUCCUGUCGAGGGAUCUGAGGACUUGUAAAUGGUGAAAAGGAAAUAAUGGAUUUUACGUCAUAUUAGCGGUUGGUUUUUUUAAUAGGGUUUGAGCGAAAGGGGGGAAAUAGAUAUCAUAUUCAACCAUGAUGUGCAUUUGGAAUGGUUUGUUGGGAAGCUAUUCAACUAUGGCGAACUGAUCUCUGUAUUGGCGGAGUUUGUGCGAGAUAUGAUAAAUGGAUUUUCUAGAGAAAAAGUCAUAUAACUACUAGACUAAAUUUACGAGUUGAAAUAUUUGAGAAACCCUUCCUGUUAUUAAAGUGAUAAAA